Octodon degus (degu) is the source of this 1690-nucleotide messenger RNA. It is a transcript of the gene Uevld, whose product is annotated as UEV and lactate/malate dehyrogenase domains. NCBI's taxonomy places the organism in Eukaryota, Metazoa, Chordata, Mammalia, Rodentia, Octodontidae. The transcript is spliced from 12 exons. Gene Ontology annotation, cellular component: ESCRT I complex. Gene Ontology annotation, biological process: protein transport; protein modification process; carboxylic acid metabolic process. Gene Ontology annotation, molecular function: ubiquitin binding; oxidoreductase activity, acting on the CH-OH group of donors, NAD or NADP as acceptor. Bases 89 to 1501 code for a protein of 470 amino acids. The record is from RefSeq and is a predicted model, not a curated record.
GGUCCUCGCGGGCUUCCGUCCCGGAGCGCUCCGGAAGGUCCGGGUGCGACUUGGAGUCCUGGAAUCCGGCUCCCGGACCUGGCUGAAGAUGGAGUUCGACUGCGAGGGUGUGAGACGGCUUCUUGGCAAGUACAAGUUCAGGGAUCUAACUGUGGAAGAACUAAAGAAUGUAAAUACGUUUUUCCCACAUUUCAGAUAUUCCAUGGAUACCUAUGUUUUUAAAGAUAGUUCCCAGAAGGACCUGUUGAAUUUUACUGGCACCAUUCCUGUGAUGUAUCAGGGUAACGUAUAUAACAUACCGGUUCGUUUCUGGAUUUUGGAUUCUCAUCCUUUUGCUCCCCCCAUUUGCUUCUUGAAGCCAACUGCAAAUAUGGGAAUCACAGUUGGAAAACAUGUGGAUGUUCAUGGGAGAAUAUACUUGCCCUAUCUUCAGAACUGGAGCCACCCUAAAUCUGUCAUUGUUGGAUUAAUUAAAGAAAUGAUUGCCAAGUUUCAAGAGGAACUUCCCUUAUAUUCUCUGCCAUCGUCUGAUGAGGCUCGGCAGGUAGACUUGCUGGCCUAUAUUGCAAAAAUCACAGAAGGUGUCUCAGAUAUAAACUCAAAAAGUUGGACAAGUCAUGAGAACAAAACAGCCAAUAAAAUUACUGUAGUUGGAAGUGGCGAGUUGGGUAUUGCCUGCACACUAGCAAUUUCAGCAAAGGGCAUUGCAGAUAAGCUGGUCCUUCUAGACUGCUCAGAAGGGACUAAAGGAGGGACAAUGGACCUUGACAUCUUCAGCCUGCCUAACGUGGAGAUCAGUAAAGAUUUGUCUGCCUCUGCUCAUUCCAAGGUGGUGAUCUUCACAGUCAACUCUCUGGGCCAUUCGGAGUCCUACCUUGAUGUGGUGCAGAGCAACGUGGAUAUGUUCCGGGCCCUAGUUCCGGCUCUGGCGCAUUACAGUCAACACAGCGUCCUGAUUGUUGCAUCUCAGCCAGUGGAAAUCAUGACAUACGUGACGUGGAAACUGAGUACAUUUCCUGCAAAUCAAGUGAUUGGAAUUGGAUGUAACCUGGAUUCACAGAGAUUACAAUAUAUUAUCACAAAUGUUUUGAAUGCACAAACUUCAGGCAGAGAAGUAUGGGUUAUUGGAGAACAGGGAGAAGACAGAGUGCCCACAUGGAGUGGACAAGAAGUAAUGAAUCCCAGCUCUCAGGCACAGCUGUCCAACAGAGCCAUGGAACUGUUAAGGGUAAAAGGUCAGAGAUCCUGGUCUGUGGGACUGUCAGUAGCUGACCUGGUUGACAGUGUCAUAAACAAUAAAAAGAAGGUGCAUUCUGUAUCCACUUUGGCAAAGGGAUACUAUAAUAUAAAUAAUGAAGUGUUUUUAAGUUUGCCUUGUAUCCUUGGAACCAGUGGGGUAUCUGAAGUCAUCGAAACUGCAGCAAAAGAAGUUACAGUGGCUGAGAAACUCCAGAACAGCGCGUCCUCUAUCCACGGUCUCCAGCAGCAGUUAAAACUUUGAUUUUCAAACACAUUUUCCUGAAAGGAAAUGCAUUUAAUUACACCAACAUAUAUAGGUUUGAAAACUUCUGUGUUUUGUACUUACCUUUACAAACCUUUUGGUUAAUUUUGGUUACUUGCAUAAUUUGAAUCCUUAAGGAGUUAGAUAAGGGAGGGAAAAAAUCUAUUUAGGGUACGUUCUUAAAUCUAU